CGGCGGACGGACCGAUCGAAACGCACACAAAAUGAUGCGCCCACGAGCUGUGACAAGCCACUGGAUGUGAAAUAAAUUAAAACCAGCCGACGAUACCACCGGAAGCUGUCGCGUCCGGACUGAAGCGCUCGCUCGGGCAGCGUUUUUUUUUUUUCUCCCCCUUCUUUUCUUUUAUUAUUUUUUUCUUUUUUUGCCGCAGAAAUCAUUCCAGCAGAGCUCUCUCCGACGCGCUUUUAGCCGUGCAUGAAUCCCUCCGUUUGGUCUGCAGGUUCAGGACAAAACCGGGCGGCGCUGACGACCGUGCGUGUGGCGGAUCCCAGUCUGUGAGAGAGAGAGCACCUCGUCCGCGUCUCCGCACACCCCGUUUGGCACCGACAUCAGGAUGGCGUUAACGAUCUGCACGAGAUUUACCGACGAAUAUCAGCUGUUCGAGGAGCUGGGGAAGGGUGCAUUCUCUGUGGUCAGGAGGUGUGUGAAGAUCUCCUCUGGACAGGAGUAUGCUGCCAAAAUCAUCAACACCAAGAAGCUUUCUGCCAGAGAUCAUCAAAAGUUGGAGAGAGAGGCGAGGAUUUGUCGUUUACUGAAGCACCCCAACAUUGUAAGACUCCAUGACAGCAUAUCAGAAGAGGGUUUCCACUAUUUGGUGUUUGAUCUGGUGACAGGAGGAGAGCUGUUCGAGGACAUCGUAGCCAGGGAGUACUACAGUGAGGCUGAUGCCAGCCACUGCAUACAGCAGAUCCUGGAGAGUGUCCAUCACUGCCAUGUUAAUGGGAUCGUUCACAGGGAUCUGAAGCCUGAGAACCUUCUAUUGGCCAGUAAGCUGAAGGGGGCGGCGGUCAAGUUGGCUGACUUUGGGCUGGCUAUCGAGGUACAGGGGGACCAGCAGGCAUGGUUUGGUUUUGCUGGCACUCCAGGCUAUUUGUCUCCAGAGGUACUGAGGAAAGACCCAUAUGGGAAACCAGUGGACAUGUGGGCUUGUGGUGUUAUUUUGUACAUCCUGCUGGUGGGCUACCCUCCUUUCUGGGAUGAGGACCAGCAUCGACUAUACCAACAAAUCAAGGCUGGGGCCUAUGAUUUCCCCUCCCCGGAGUGGGACACUGUAACUCCCGAGGCCAAAGAUCUGAUUAACAAGAUGCUUACCAUCAACCCCAGUAAACGCAUCACUGCUGCGGAGGCCCUCAAACACCCGUGGAUCUGCCAACGGUCCACAGUUGCCUCCAUGAUGCACAGGCAAGAGACUGUGGAGUGCCUGAAGAAAUUCAAUGCCAGGAGGAAACUCAAGGGAGCAAUAUUGACCACUUUGCUGGUCACAAGAAACUUCUCAGCAGCCAAAAGUUUGCUCAACAAGAAGCCAGACGGCGUGAAGGUCAACAACAAAGCCAACACAGUGACCAGUCCUAAAGACACUGGCCCUGCCCCUGCACUGGAACCACAGACAACUGUGAUCCACAACCCCGUGGACGGAAACAAGGAGUCCAUUGAGAGUGCCAACACCACCAUUGAGGACGAAGAUGUGAAAGCCUGCACCAAUAACAAUAAAGCUCGCAAACAGGAGAUUAUCAAGGUGACCGAGCAGCUGAUUGAGUCCAUCAACAACGGAGACUUCGAGGCCUACGCGAAGAUUUGUGAUCCCGGUCUGACCUCUUUUGAGCCUGAGGCGCUGGGCAACCUUGUGGAGGGACACGACUUUCACCGCUUUUACUUUGAGAACGCCCUGUCCAAAGGCAACAAACCGGUGCAUACCAUCCUCCUGAACCCGCACGUGCAUCUCAUUGGAGAAAAUGCGGCGUGCAUCGCCUACAUUCGGCUCACCCAGUACAUGGAUACCGGCGGCAUGCCUCGCACCAUGCAGUCGGAGGAGACCCGUGUGUGGCACCGCCGGGAUGGGAAGUGGCAGAACAUUCAUUUCCAUCGCUCCGGCUCACCCAGCAUUCCCUCCCAGUAAGAGACAGAGGGAAAACCUCACUUUCUGAUGAUCUUUAAUGGAAUACUAACCAGGUGGUCAGAAACAAAAGAGAAAAAAAAAAAGAAAAAGAAAAGCAACCCCCAUCAGCAAACCUAGUGAAGCAGUCUACUAGCCAACCUGUGACUGCUCUUUGACCCUUCUCAAAGGAUACGACAUCGCACAGGACACAAGUAUUAUUACAUUUUACUGUUAUGGCAUUUUAUUAAUGGACGUCAUUUGAAACCACCGCUGGGUGGCUGCACACCGUAUUUGGACAUUAUGAAACAAGCAUAUUGAGAACAUUUUUUUUUUCUUUCGUUUGUUUUUUAAGAUGUUUUGGUAUGCAUUUUAAAUAUAAAAUAGAGAUGUUUAAAAAUGUACUACUGUAACCUCUCCCAAAAAUUAGUUCUGUAUUUUUAUGUGUAUUUCUGUGUGUGCAAUUCUAAAAUAUUUGGAAGAUCAGAAUGUUAAAUUUGAGCUUGCUUUAGUUCUGGUGAUGUAUAUACAUUGUGAUUGUUGAUAUUUAAAUGAAAAAAAAAAUCAAACAUUGAAAUUGCUAUUCUUGCUAUCAGAGGAAAUAAGAGUUUACGUAAAAUCCAGUUUAUGAGCUACAUUUAUGUUUGCUAUGAGCUAAGUCAUACUGUUUAAAUUGUCAGAUUUCAAUCUAUAGUACUGAUUUAAAUGUAAAGAAAAGCAGAGCAGCUUACACUUUGCAUUGAGAUAUGUUUGCCUUUAUAUCAGUGACAUAAGAAAUAAGAGAAUGUAGCAUAUAUGUAAUAUAUGAAAAUUUAAGACUAUUGUGUAGUGCAUGGUGGGGGGAGGGGGGCGUUAUCGUGAGUAAGAUGAUAUGAAACUAUAUUAUAUUCUGUUUAAUUUGUCGAUCAUUGACUCGUUUGCAUUUGUUAAUGUUGUGCAUCGGUCCCGUCCCAACUGUUUCUAAUGUCCUCCAGUAUCAUGGAACUGCUGUAAAAACAAUAACAGUGUUACGGUUUAGCAUCCAGCGCCAAUAUCACACUCUCAUAUCGGUGGAGGACAGUUUAAAAACCCUUAACAUUUUGUAUAAAAACGAGCAGAAAACAGGAUCAUUUUUCAUAAUGUUUGUACUUGUAUCGUAUGACUGUGUGCGUAGGGUUUCUGUUGUCAUUUUAAUCUCGUCACACCGAUGUGUUACUUUGCCAGUUGCAUAAAGGAGAUGGAGCCAACCCACGAGAGGCUCUGCCAACUGUCAGGAUGGUUGAACUUUGAGGUCUGGAAGCAUCGUUAAAAACUCUGGGCGAGGCAACGGAUUUAAGGGAAAGAAACUCGGACGGGGUCAAAUGAGAGACGGUCAAUGCUGGGAUGUCUUCCUCGAUGAUCAGCAGUGCUUCUGUCGGCCCGUUGACUCACCACCGCAGGACAACGAGAGUGUCUUUGUCAUCCCCACUGUUUGCUCUGUCUGUGGUCUGUCUGUUCUUUUUUUAAGGGGAAAAUAUGAUUAAAAAAAAA
Messenger RNA from Salarias fasciatus (jewelled blenny), 3430 nucleotides. RefSeq names its product calcium/calmodulin-dependent protein kinase (CaM kinase) II delta 2 (gene camk2d2). The transcript is spliced from 21 exons. Lineage: Eukaryota; Metazoa; Chordata; Actinopteri; Blenniiformes; Blenniidae. Gene Ontology annotation, molecular function: ATP binding; calmodulin binding; calcium/calmodulin-dependent protein kinase activity. Gene Ontology annotation, biological process: protein phosphorylation. The coding region runs from base 383 to 1945 and encodes 520 amino acids. The record is from RefSeq and is a predicted model, not a curated record.